GGGGAGAGGGGCUGGAUCCGGCGACCCUGCGGACUCUACCAGACGGUACCUAAACCCCCUCCCCCUUCCCCCCUCCCCCCGGAUGGUUCGGGAGCUGCCCGGCGGGUUACUCAGUCGGGUGCCGGUGCCGGCAGUGAGGACCGGCCCUCUGUGCAGUGACCUCGCCGACCUGCAAGACCGCACUUGGCCUCAUUUUCGCUUAUUUUCUGUCUUAUUCAGCAUGGUUCGUUGAGAAUUGACGAUUUUUUUUGCUUAAAUUAUUUAAAAAAAUCAAAACUUUUGUGCAACAUCGCGGCUUUUAUUCGUCGGCUGCCCUUUUUUCCGAAAAGCCUCAGCGUAGCCGGGCCACACCAGCUGCUCCUGCGAUGAAGUCGGCGUGGCAGCGGUUCUGUGCGGCGCUGUUCCUGACGGCUCUAGCGUCUGCCGAGCCCUGUCUGGACGGUCUGGGACGCCUUCAUCCGGAGGGUGACAUGUUCUACAACUUUCCCGAUACCAUACGGCCGUGCCGCGUCUACAAAUGCUCAGCGGGACAGAAGGAGGUUAUACGAGACACCUGUGGGGAGAAAGAAUAUCAUCCAUCUGGCCUGUUCUCGCCUUCGAGUCUGAGGCCGGGUUUUGGACGUUUUCUCCACUCCAAGUCCAGCCUUCACUCUGAAGAAGCUGCUUCGCUGAAGCCGGCUGCUCCGAUCGUAUAUCCGAACACAUCACCAGUCCCCCGCCCUUUCCCUGUUCCCUCCAAAUCCGACACGAUCUCAGAGUCAAGUCCGCGAUCUUCUUUCCAGUCCGGUCUCGAGACAAGCUCAUCUUCCACUGCAUCAGAGUCCGAUUCUGAUGAUGUCUCAUAUGAUUCUUCAGCUAGUCCCUCGACACCCCCUCCCUCUCCUGUGAGCGUCGUAAGCCGCCGUCACACAAAUCUCCGGGGCCAACUUCAAGUCUCCUCCUGCACGGCUCAGAACGGACGUCGCUAUUAUGAAAGUCAGAGAUGGUGGGAAACUACCGACCGACCGUGCCUCCACUAUGUGUGCCGCUCCAGCCAGAAACUCCUGCUGGAGAAUGUCACGUGUCCAGCCAUUCCGGACGGCUGCUCCGCCAAGACGGUCUUCGGAAGAUGCUGUCCAGAACCGACCAAUUGCGUGUCCACCACACCACCUCCAGUGGUGCCUCAGACCUGCACCAGCACCAGCGGUCAGAUCUAUCUCUCCGGUCAGAGUUGGAGCGAGACAGACGAAAGACCGUGCCUCCGGUACACCUGUGUGGCCGGCGAGAGCCGGCUGGUGCAGAAUAUCACCUGCGACCCGCUGAGCCCGCUCUGUCUCGGCCGGAUCCCGCUGUUCGGACGCUGCUGCGACAAACCGACCCGCUGCGGCUGUGUGGAGCGGACUGCAGACGGCACCGCCCAGGUUCGACAGCACGACGAGGUGUGGACCUCUGACGCUGAUCCGUGUGUGACAAAGCGCUGUGACGAGGGACGUGUCACGGAACAGCGCCGCUCACCGCAGCCCCAGCCGUGCCCGGCGGCUCCGGCCGCCGGCUGCGAGCAGAUUCCGCCACCGCCAGGGGUCUGCGCCUGUCCCACCUACCAGUGUGUGUCCACAACUGAAGCUACCACAGAACCUCCAACAGCGGCUCCCAGUGUCCGACCGACCCCGGAACCCUCCACCGAGCCGGUCACCGUGACCAACGAGCCGCCAACUGCAACUACAAAGCGCCCAGAUGGCUCGUGCGAGUUUGAGGGCACGAUCUACAAGAACCAAAGUAACUGGCAGGACGAAUGUGCGAGCCAUGUGUGCCUCGACGGCAAGGUGGUAUCAGGGUUCGUCCAAUGCCCAGGACCCAUAGGCCCCAGUUGCGCACCGAUCUACCAGCCCGGGAGCUGCUGUGUUCGCUGGUCCUGCCAGGGUAUAUACAUCGACCACUGUACCGCUAAGUCAUCGUAUUCGUUCGUCUCUGAGCAACACUUGUGCUACCGUCCCGGCCUGCACGAGGGUCUCUGCUCCGCCACACGACCACCGGUACCCGGCCACUGCUGUCCCGUCUACGAGUGCUUGAAAAACUGUGCGGACCAGAGCGGCCAGCCCCACCAGCACGGUACCUCCUGGGAGGAGAACUGCUCCAUCUACAGCUGUGACAACGGCACCGCCACUAGCUCUCCCAAGGAGUGUCCACCACCGGGAGACAGUCAGUGCCGACGGACCAACCCCGGCGAGUGCUGUCCGAUCUACGACUGCGGCUGCAUCGAUGAUGACGGUACACGUCACGAACACGGCUCGCACUGGACUUCCAACUGUCAGGAGCUUGACUGUAAGCACGGCAUCGCAAACAGUCGGCCGGUAACCUGUCCGGACGCUCCGCGACCUGACUGUACUCCGCUACCAAUCACGGUCGGCCGCUGUUGCCCCGAGUUCAACUGUAGCUGCGAUGCGGUUACGUGCCCGUCGUAUCCGACGGCGUCUGGUUGUCAGCAGAGCGGUACCAGUGCAGACGGAUGCUGCACGCUCUACACCUGCGAGGGAGACUGCAGGGACGACCUGAACAGGGUGCACACCGAUGGCUCGAGCUGGUUCGUCGGCUGUGCCCAGUACCGGUGUUCCGCCGGCAACAUUGAGCCUGUGACAGAACCAUGCCCUCCGGCGCCCCACGAGAACUGUACAGCCAUCUAUCUAAAAGGAGACAGCGACGCAGACGGUAACGUCUGCUGCCCGAUCUAUGACUGUGCCAUCCCGGAAUGUGUACUCGGAGAGCGCUCCUUUGAUGGGUGCAACCACUGCCAGUGUCUCCACCCCGGCAAACUGAUCUGCACCGAAAAUAUCUGCACAGAGAAGGGGUGUUCCAUCGAUACUCUAACGAACGGCGUGGAGACAAAGGAACACGGGGCUACGUGGAGUUCUAAGGAAAACCCGUGUUAUGAAUACACGUGUCAGUACGGAGUCAUACGCAACAAAGUGAAGCAGUGCCCACCGAAGCCAGGUGCCCACUGCACUGAGAAGCCCAUCACCGGCAUAUGCUGCCCAGACUGGGAGUGUCCCAACAGUGCGUGCCCGGAGGGUGAGCUCACUUCACCACGCUCCUGGCAAGACGACUGCAACAUUUGCACGUGCACUGAUUCGGGUGUGCUGUGCACAGACUUUGACUGUCACAAAAAAUGUGAGAAGGACGGUGAUCUGUACCCCACCCAAGAGGAGAUCCCGGCGACCAACCAGUGUGAGGAAAGAAUCUGCAUUGAUGGGGUGGCCGUAUCCGUAUACGAGUCCUGCAACCUGCCCCCGGCGAACGCCACCUGCAGCGCGGCAGAGGCAUUCAGCGGCGACUGCUGCCCCUCCUGGUUUUGCACCGGUCUGGAGGGCAUACCGUCUCCCUGCCAGCCAGGCCAACUGUACCAGGGUGACCAGGAGUGCAUGUUCUGCGAGUGCGUCGACGCCCAGGGGGCUGAACCGGCGCAGAUGGUUUGCUCCAAACGGGACUGCGUGCGUGCCGGCUGUGACGACGAUGGCACGUACCACGAGCACGGAAGCGUGUGGAUCUCGGCAGACCCGUGCAAGCAGUACGCCUGUGUCAGCGGCAGAACCAUUACGAUGGAGGUGAAGUGUCCAUCGACACCACCGGGCUGUAUGCCAGUGCCUAACACCGGAAGGUGUUGUCCCCUGCUGUACUGCGGAGAGCCAUGUGAUUACGGACCGGAGCCGCGAGCCCACGGGUGCAACUCGUGCGUAUGCCGCGACGGAAUCGAGUACUGCACCACCGACCAGUGUGAUGACUGAUGGUACCAGCGUCGGGGGCAUUGGUGGUAACGGUACGCAGUGGAUCGGUGUGAGAAAAAUAAACUUAUGAAACUGAAUGAAUGAAAUAAAUCGUGUGGUAGACGAAUAGAGGUAGAUUAAAAAGUGUAUUUUUGCAAUAAGUUUCCACAUGUCAAUUUCAUUAUAUUAUUUCCGGAACAAAAUCAGAAAAGAUAUGUAAAAGUCAAAUUGACCUUAUAUUUUCAUAUCCCUUAAAGUAUUCCGACAUAAUGGUUUUAAAAUAAUGCAACUUCGCAGGUUUUGCCUUAUUUAUAACAGUUUUUCUCUCCUGUUUCAUGAUAUCUUGACACAGACGAGUCUGGAAUCGCAGCAUAGAAGGUUGUCCUCUAGAACGAUGAAUGGUAGCUCUGACCUUAGGUAGCUUUCGCUAAGCGUCAGUCAGCGUCAUAUACUUUUAAAUGGUGAUAAUGUAUCAACUAUCAUGCUCGCGAAUAUGUGGUGACGUAUGGGUCGUCACAAUCAACCUAAGAGCUGUUGCGGAUUUUCGCGAUGCUGGUAAUGGAUGAUGUGAAAAGUAGCCAGCUUCUUGUGUUGUGCUCCUGGCUGCAGGCUCAUUCCAAUCGUCAUCAGACUUAUUUGUAAAUAUUGUGCGCCUGCCUUGUUUGAAGAAAAACGCAGUGGGAGCUUGACAAGUGUUCAGUUUAGAGUUCUGGGAGCGAGAUAAUUAUUUGACGUCUCCGAACUUAAAGCUGCCUACAUUAGCGAUAUUCGACAUGUUGUGUGGCAUGUGCAUGGUGUAGUGUGUAGCCAAGCUACUAUUUUAGACGCUAUUUCGGUCCUAAUGAGACAGUUAUGGGAGAUGUUGUAUUGUGACCGUGGCACCUAUCUGUUAUGUUCAGCUUAAACGUAUAAUACAAUGAAGUUGUUGUAA
Amphibalanus amphitrite is the source of this 4668-nucleotide messenger RNA. RefSeq names its product kielin/chordin-like protein. The record is from RefSeq and is a predicted model, not a curated record. Gene Ontology annotation, molecular function: protein binding. The coding region runs from base 366 to 3758 and encodes 1130 amino acids. The transcript is spliced from 17 exons. Lineage: Eukaryota; Metazoa; Arthropoda; Thecostraca; Balanomorpha; Balanidae.